CUGUGCAAGUCUAUGGCCACCACCAUGCAGACCAACAACCUGUGGGUGAUUAUCUUCUCGUGGGCUGCGCUAACCGUUGGCGCUCCCCCUUUUCUCUGUGAUGUGCUCCAAAUGCUGCAGAAGGAGGAAGAACAGUGUCUUCACGAACUGUCAAAAGAAUGGAAGAACAACUCUGAAAAUGAGCAGCCUCUAUCAGGCUGCCCAGGAGAAUGGGACAACCUAAGUUGCUGGCCCUCUGCUUCUACUGGACAGACAGUGAAGUCUGAAUGCCCGAAGUUCCUCCAAAUGCUCACUGGCAAAAAUGGUUCUGUAUUUCGAAACUGUACUCAGGAUGGCUGGUCCAACACUUUCCCCAGAACUGAUGCUGCCUGUGGGUAUGAUGUAAAUGACACCACCGAUGAAGACCGGCGUUCCUACCUCUUGAAGCUGAAAGUCAUGUACACUGUGGGCUACAGCACCUCCUUGGUGAUGCUCUUGGUUGCUCUGGGCAUUCUCAUCGCCUUCCGGAAACUUCACUGUACCCGGAACUACAUCCACAUGCAUCUGUUUGUAUCAUUCAUCCUGAGAGCCUUGUCCAACUUCAUCAAAGAUGCAGUGCUGUUCUCCAAUGACGUUACUCACUGUGAUGACCACAUGGUUGGCUGUAAAACUGUCAUGGUCUUCUUUCAGUAUUGUAUCAUGUCCAACUACAGCUGGCUGUUGGUAGAAGGCCUCUAUCUGCAUACCCUUCUGGUCAUCUCCUUCUUCUCAGAAAAGAAGGUCCUCCAAUCCUUUAUCAUCUUUGGAUGGGGAUCCCCAGCAGUUUUUGCUACAAUAUGGGCAAUCACUCGGCACUUUCUGGAAAACAAAAGGUGUUGGAACAUUAAUGUCAACCCAGGCAUCUGGUGGAUCAUUCGGGGGCCUAUUCUUAUUUCCAUCCUGGUUAACUUCAUCCUUUUUGUUAAUAUUCUAAGGAUCCUAAUGAAAAAGCUCAGGACCUCAAAAAUGAGAGGAAAUGACAUGAAUCAUUACAAACGACUGGCCAAGUCCACCCUUCUGCUGAUCCCUCUCUUUGGUGUGCACUAUAUCGUCUUUGCUUUUUCCCCUGAAGAUGCUGGCAGUCCUACCAUGGAGAUACGGAUGUUUUUUGAGUUGGCUCUUGGCUCAUUUCAGGGCUUGGUGGUAGCCAUCCUCUACUGCUUCCUCAAUGGGGAGGUAGGUACUCAAAGGAUGCUCCAGAAAAGCCAAAGAUUUCUAGUUCCAGGAAGAAAAGGCACCUGCAAUAAUCUGAAGGGAUGUCUGGAAUGGGUGGUGCCAGGGGGCAGGAAACCCUGGGAUGAGCAAAGAGGAAAAAGAGCCUGGCACCUGCCCAGUUUCAGGCUAGCUGCCAGCCUGGUUCUACUCUUUGAGUAG
This is a messenger RNA of Gracilinanus agilis (Agile Gracile Mouse Opossum), 1392 nucleotides long. RefSeq names its product secretin receptor (gene SCTR). The transcript is spliced from 12 exons. The record is from RefSeq and is a predicted model, not a curated record. Bases 13 to 1392 code for a protein of 459 amino acids. Gene Ontology annotation, cellular component: plasma membrane. NCBI's taxonomy places the organism in Eukaryota, Metazoa, Chordata, Mammalia, Didelphimorphia, Didelphidae. Gene Ontology annotation, biological process: brain development; adenylate cyclase-modulating G protein-coupled receptor signaling pathway; cell surface receptor signaling pathway. Gene Ontology annotation, molecular function: peptide hormone binding; G protein-coupled peptide receptor activity; secretin receptor activity.